Phytophthora nicotianae INRA-310 is the source of this 2780-nucleotide messenger RNA. RefSeq lists its product as hypothetical. NCBI's taxonomy places the organism in Eukaryota, Oomycota, Peronosporomycetes, Peronosporales, Peronosporaceae. The coding region runs from base 309 to 2396 and encodes 695 amino acids. The record is from RefSeq and is a predicted model, not a curated record. The transcript is spliced from 2 exons.
CGUUGGGGGGAGUUUUAUGCCCAGAUGUAGGGGGCCGGAUUCUACAUUUCCGGCACUGAACUCAAUACAAAACCGUUCAAUCGCGAGUUCGCCAGCACCACCUGUCCGUGCUCGAUUCCACCCAGCUGGGCGCCCAGACGCAAUGCCUGACUCUCUGUACGCCGAGUCCCAGCCCAGGAUGCCGGAGCUUCUGUGGCCUAUCUCGCAAGCCGCGCUCGCUUCUUCAUUUUCCGAUUAGACUCCUGCUCGUGAGAACCGAAGCGAAGAGGUCCGUGCUAACAGUUCAGGCCAUCUCAGAGCAGUAGAAUAUGAAGGUCGCCAAGAGUCUGGUCCUCGCAGCCGUGCUCUGCGCGGCGAAGGUCAACGCCAUCGACUUCAACGAGCCGAGUCUCACCAGCGGCAGCAGCGGCACCGUCUCGGGUGCCGAUCAGACGCAGCAGCAGUCGCUGCCGGAGUCGUCGGCCGCCGGGUCGGCGCCUACUUACUCGUCGGCCACAUCCACCGAAGCCUCGGCAGGUUCAGCAGCUACGUUCUCUUCCGGCGGAUCCACAGCCGCCUCUGGUGAGUCGCCGGCCACGUUCUCUAGCGCUUCUUCGACGGAGGCUUCGGCCGGUUCAGCCCCUACGUCCCCGGGAGAGGGCAGUGCCGCCGGCACGGACUCGGCUUCGUGCAGCCAGGAAUUCUCUACUGCCGGAAGCGAGGAAGCCGACACAUCAUCGGACGUCGGCGGCGCAACAGAUUCGGCAUCGUGCAGUCAGGAGUUCUCGGUCGCCGGCAGUUCUGACACCGCCGACGACUCGUGCAGCCAGGAAUUCUCUGUGGCUGGCAGUUCCGAUACAGCGGAUGACUCGUGCAGCCAGGAGUUCUCUGUCGCAGGCAGCGAUGACUGCUCUGAAGGAUACGACAUUGCCGGCUCCGACGACUGCAGCGAAGGUUACGACAUCGCCGGAUCGGAGGGGAUGACCGAAGGCAGCAGCACCGGCACCGGCACAGACACAUCGACCGAGACCGGAACCGGAACGGAAACUGGUACUGAUACUUCGACGGAGACCGGAACCGGAACGGAAACUGGUACGGACACCUCGACGGAGGCGGGCACGGGUACUGACACCUCUACCACUGGUACGGAUACUUCGACCGAGACCGGCACCGAUACGGACACGUCGACUGAGACCGGAACGGGAACUGAAACCUCAACCGAGACCGGUACCGAGUCCGGCACUGGUACUGACACAUCGACGGACACGACUCAGCAGGAAAUCACGAACUCAGGAACCCCUACUGAAACUGGUGCCUCAACUGGUACUGAUACCCCAACGGAAACGAGUACCGACACUUCUACUGAGACUGGCACGGGUAUUGAGACCGACACUGGUACCGAUACUGGCUCGGGUACUGAGACCGACACGAGUACCGAGACUGGCACGGGUGGCACGGGAACUGAGACCGACACGAGUACCAAAACUGGCACGGGUGACUCUGGCACGGGCACUGAGACCUCGACGGAAACCGGUACUGGCACCGACACGUCGACCGAGACUGGAACGGGUACCGACACCUCGACGGAAACAGGAACCGGAACUGAUACCGGAACUGGUACCGACACUGGUGUCGAUGCUUCGGCCGGGUCGGACUGCUCUGAGGGUUACGACAUCGCCGGCAGCGAUGACUGCAGCCAGGAGUACGACAUUGCUGGCUCCGACUGCUCUCAGGAGUUUGACAUCGCCGGCUCGGAGUCGUGCAGCCAGGAAUUCUCUGUCGCUGGCAGUUCCGACACUGCCGAUGACUCGUGCAGCCAGGAGUUCUCAGUUGCCGGCAGCAGCGACACCGCUGCAUCUGCCUCGUGCAGCCAGGAGUUCUCCACCGCCGGAAGUGAGAACGAAGAGUCCUCGGCCGCCACAUCCACUGAAGCUUCUGCUGGCACCUCGACGGAGACUUCGGCCGCUACUUCUACGGAGUCUUCGGCCGCCACCUCGCCCGGCAUGUCUGAGGCCACGUCCACCGAGUCUUCGGCCGCCGGUGGCUCCGAGGCAACCUACACUGGUGCGUCCACGGCCUCAUCUUCUCCGGCCGAGUCUUCUGGCACCGAGUCUUCGGGCUCUGACUCGGUCCUAACUUUCUCGCCCUCGGCUGCCGGUGCCUCCUACAGCAGCAGCACCACAGCCGACCAGAACCCCACCCAGCAGCAGACGGCAUUCAGCGUAGAAGCAGUCAAGUUCAAGUCCGGCACCGACGACGAGAGUGCCGGCAACAACCUUGCCGUUCCUCUUGCCUGUGCUGGUGCCGUGUGUGCCGCUCUGGCCAUUGCCGGCACAGUCUACAUGAAGCGACGGAGCAAGAAGUCCAAGAAGGCGGCGGGCGACAUCUUCACCGUCGACCAGAACUCGGCACUGUAAUAAGUGUCCCAGCCUUUCCGACUUAUGUCCCGUGCCGUACAAAGCGCCAUCUCGAAUGUCGUUGGUUGCAAUGAAAAGAGAGACGUUGGAAAAAAGCCCCCUCCAUCGAGAACGAACCGAGAGGAAGUGAGUGUGAGUGCGUGUAUUAUUGCAGAAGAACGUGGUGGAUAUUUCGCGUAUUUUGAAGCUGACUUGGGUCUCUCCAGUCUCUGCUCUGCUCUCCCGCUCGCUCGCCGACCGCGGUCGUGUUUUGAGUGUAGGUCGUCUUCUCCCAUUCUGCGCGUAACCGCGUCUUGGACUGGCGCGUGUGUCUUGUGAGUGAGUAGUGAGUGAGUUUCCAGUUUGUUUCCAAUAGAAAGUGCCUACCAUUAGCCUCUUCCUUCG